Messenger RNA from Oldenlandia corymbosa var. corymbosa, 2490 nucleotides. The record is from the annotation of a GenBank genome assembly. NCBI's taxonomy places the organism in Eukaryota, Viridiplantae, Streptophyta, Magnoliopsida, Gentianales, Rubiaceae.
AAAUAAUAACACUGUUCUAACUUUUGGACAGGAAAAAAGUCGUGAAGUUUCAUGACUUUCAUCUUCUGUCAGUCUCUUUUUCUGUAAGUCUGCUUAUGUGGGCAUAGUGAUAUUGAUUGACGUUUCUUAUAAAUAGACAGGGUCAUGUGCUUCUGUGAUUAUAAUGUGAAAUUGGCAAAUUGCCAUUCAUUCAUCCUUACUUUCAGAGGAGCAUUUCUUCCUCUGUUUUCUUAAUCUGAUAAAAAGCUCUUCUUUAAGCUUUCUGCGGGUUCUCAAUUUUGCAUGCUAAUUAUCAUUAACAAAUUCUGAGAAUGAUGAUGAACAGAAGACCAAUUCAUUUGUUUUUAUAUGGUCUCUGUUCAUUGGUUAUUCUGCUGAAAGUGGAAAGCUUUAAUGUCGGCAUCACUUAUGUCGAGACAGCAGUAGCAAAAGGAGCAGUUUGCUUGGAUGGAAGUGCACCAGCUUAUCAUUUUGAUAAAGGAUUUGGAGCAGGAGUCAAUAAUUGGCUGGUUCAUAUAGAGGGAGGAGGAUGGUGCAACAAUGUAACAAAUUGCCUUCAACGAAUAAAUACUCGUUUAGGAUCCUCCAAGCAAAUGGUGAAGCAACUUGCUUUUUCUGGGAUGCUAAGCAACAAGCCACAGUUUAAUCCAGACUUCUAUAAUUGGAACAAGGUGAAAGUUAGGUACUGUGAUGGAGCAUCAUUCACUGGUGAUAUUGAAGCAGUUGAUCCUGCUACAAAUCUUCACUUCAGGGGAGCCCGGGUUUUUAAUGCUGUUAUAGAGGAUUUACUGGCAAAAGGAAUGAAAAAUGCAGAAUAUGCUGUUCUAUCUGGAUGUUCUGCCGGUGGAUUAACUGCGAUUCUGCAUUGCGAUAACUUUCGAGCUCUGGUACCCUCGAGUACCAAAGUGAAAUGCUUCGCAGACGCGGGUUAUUUCAUCAAUGGGAAAGAUGUCUCUGGGGUCUCACAUAUUGAAGCUUUCUAUAAUGAUGUUGUCAACACACAUGGAUCAGCAAAGUUUUUACCUGCAGGGUGUACCUCAAAAAUGAAACCAGGUUUGUGUUUCUUUCCGCAAAACAUGGCACCUACAAUUCAGACCCCAAUUUUCAUCAUAAAUGCAGCCUAUGAUUCAUGGCAGAUCAAGAACAUAUUGGCUCCUGGUGUUGCCGAUCCCCAUGGAACUUGGCACAAUUGCAAGCUUGACAUAACAAAAUGCUCUUCUACUCAACUCCAAACCAUGCAAGGUUUCAGAUUGGAGUUUCUGAAUGCAUUGAAUGGACUAGGUACCUCUCCAUCAAAAGGGUUCUUCAUUAAUGGUUGCUAUGCACACUGCCAAACAGAAAUGCAGGAAACUUGGUUGAGGGCUGACUCCCCUAUCUUGGAUGGCAAAACAAUUGCCAAAGCAGUUGGAGACUGGUUUUAUGACAGAAGUCCCUUUCAGAAGAUAGAUUGCCCUUACCCUUGUGACAAAACUUGUCACAACCGAAUUUUCGACCCACAAGAGAAUCCCUCGGUAUAGAUAUACCCCUUUCCAUAAAAUUUAAAAAUCAUUCUUUAUGAACAUUGUAUGUGUGAUCAAGAUCGAAUUGAAAGAGAGGAAAACAAAUGCAGUUUGAUGAUGGUAAAUCACUAUUGUCAGGCAUUUGAAAUAAGGGCAUAAAUUCUUUUAGUUUCCUGAUUAGCACUCAGUUGCGAUAAUUAUGUACACUGCCAAUACACCAAAGGGUGUGUUUUGCUGCACUCAAACUUGUAAACAACUGAAACAAAAUACCAUUGUUAUGUUAUACUGGUGAAUUUAUGUAAUAGAGCUUUUCUUUUCAAUAAUUACAUUUAAUUUCGUAAGCAAUAUAUUCGAUUUUGUCAUUAUGAGAAUCAUUAGUCAUUCAUUAGAAUGUCAAGUAGAGAAUAACAGCAUUUUCAUGUUUUCAGCCAACAACUUAUGGCACGAGAUCAAAUGACUUCGAGCGGAUCAAAAAUUUCAAUAGAAAUAUUUUAACAGGUAAAUGAAAAUGGUUCAUAAGUCUUCCAUUAUUGAACAUGAAACUCUUGUAUAUAUCUUGAAGAAUACUAAUGGUUCUGCAAUUGGCUCUGCAGUCAUAUUCUUGCAUGUCGCCCUUUCUUAAUGUACUGAUUUCAAGAGCUCAAGGCCUUAGAAAAUUUUGACCAUUGAAGCUUUCCAAGAAAUGUAAAUAUGUGUAAAUCUGCUUCUAGUAAAUAUGUGUAAAUACUGUAUUCUAUUUAUAUUAGUAGAUUAAUGCACAUUCUCUGGACAUCCUAAUUAUAGACGUUAGAAGCAAGGACCAAGGUCAUUAUUUGACAACAUAUAUGAGAUCUUGUGCCAAAAGAACUAAGAAACUGGUAUGUAGCUCAUCAGUGUUUUGGGUGGUCAGGUAACAAUUGUGUUUGGAUGUGAUGUAGAGCUCUACUCCCACUGUCCCAAAAUUAUAGUUUAGAUUACAUUUUCACUUUUAUUUCAAAUUUGGCAAUUCGGC